AUGCAGCUUCACUUUAACUCAACCAGAUACAUUUUUCAAACAUUUAAAAGAACACGGCGGACAAUUCUUAAACAAGCUCAAGAAAGCAUACGUCACCAACAACAAUUAACAAAACUGCGAUAUGACAAAUAUCGCAAGGAUAUGUCUUAUUGUAUUGGUGAUUUGGUAUUUCUGAAGGUAUGUGCUAAUCGUACAAAAUUAGAUGAACGAUGGAUAGGACCUUGUCAAAUGAUCAAUAACACAGAUGAACAAAAAAAUUUUGUUCAAAACAAUGAAUCAGUUCGACCCAAUAUUAUACCCGGAUACUUUCAUUAUAUUGAUGUUUCACAAUGGGUAGAAUCUUUAUCAACAUCAGAAUCGAUUGCGCAGCAUGUAAAUGUUUUUGAAAAAGAUCUUGGCCAAUUAAUUGAAACAUUAAAACAACUUGUUUUUCUUGAUAUUCAUGGAAAAAUCGAUCGUGAAAAAGCUCAAGUAUAUUGUUCUAUGAUUAAAAGAUGUUUUUCUCAUAGCCAAGUGGAUGUCAAAUCAUCCAGAUUUCGUCUUUGGAUAUAA
Molecule: messenger RNA, 552 nt
Organism: Rotaria socialis
Lineage: Eukaryota; Metazoa; Rotifera; Eurotatoria; Philodinida; Philodinidae
Source: the annotation of a GenBank genome assembly